UGGCCAAAAUUUGACAUCAGAGGUUUAAGCCUACGUGUCCAUAUAAAAAGACCUGUUCAGUGUCACAAUCGUUCUGCAGGAAUCCACUAUGCGGGGACUGGUUCUGUGUGUCCUCUUUGGCCUGGCAGUAUGCCAGUCUUUAAAUUUCGAGCCCACCUUGAACCCAAAGAAAACGUAUGAAUUCCAGUAUGAGGGGGCCGUUAACAUCGGACGAGGCAUGCCAGAUCUGGCUGAAUCUGGUGUGAGACUGACAUGCAAUGCCAAAAUAACCGGAAAAUCUGCACAGAUGUUCCUUCUGCAGGUGUCCAAUCUGGUCUUUGAGGAGUUCAAUGGCAUUCCUGGGAAGAAUGUCUUCUAUGCCUCUCCAAAACUGACCCAGAGGAUGGCGUCUGAACUCACCAAACCCCUCAUGUUUGAGUAUGCCAAAGGCCGUGUAGUGGACAUCCAGUCUGCAGCUGGAGUGUCUGAUACCGUCGUCAACAUUGUAAGGGGAAUCCUGGGCUUUUUUCAAGUAACAGUGAAGACGACACAAAAAGUGUAUGAACUUGAAGAGCUAGGUAUUCAUGGACUCUGCAAGAGCAGCUACGUCAUUGAGGAAGAUGAGCACUCCACAGAGCUGACUAUAAACCAAGCGGUGGAUGUCCGUGCCUGCCGGCAGAGAGCGGAGAUCUCCACAGGAAUGGCUCUGGCAAUUGAGAAUGAGCUUAGCAAACAGAGAGGCGAGAGGAUCGUGGCAGGUGUUCAGUACAUCUACACUGUCAAAGGGACUGCUGAUGGAGGGCUGAUCACUAAGGCCCGGGCACAGGAGUACCAAAACUUCUCCCCAUUUGACAUCAAGGGAGGCAACUCUAAACUACUCGCCACGAAAUCCAUAGAGCUGCUGAAAGUGACUGAUUCGACUGGGAGCCCCUCAGCUCCACCUGCCCAGAGCAGAGGUAAUCUGGUGUACAAGUUUGGAACGAACCUGAAGCAGAUGCCCAUCGUUCUCAUGAAACUGGACAACCCACUGCCCAGAAUUGCAGAGAUGAUUAAGAAGCUGGCUCAGGCCAAUAUCUACCAGGUGGACAGCCCCACCAGUGAAGACACCGUCAACGUGUUUCAGCUCCUCAGAACUGUAACACUCGAGGAUCUUGAAACCCUGUGGAAGCAGCUCUCAGGGAACGCAGAACACAGGAGAUGGUUUCUGGACCUGAUUAUUGAAGUGACUGAUGAGAGGGUGGUGAAGUUCCUCCUGAACAGAUUCAAGGCUGGGGAUGUGUCUCCCAACGAAGCAGGACAGACAUUACUGGUGUCUCUAAACCACUUAACGGUCACUCCUGAACUCGUCGAGAUGUCCAAGGAGUUCCUAAAGAUUCCCUUCAGUAAGUCUAACCACAUCCUUUGGCACACGGUUGUCCUCUCCUACGGCUCUCUCGUCUACAAACUGUGUGCCUACGUCCAGCUCUGUCCAGCCACUGCAAUUCAGCCCCUGCUGGACCUGGCCACGGGUGCACUGGAGAGGAACAGCGAAGAGGAGAUGGUGGAGGCCCUGGAGGCCAUCGGAAACGCAGGUCAUCCCUCCAGCAUUAAGACCAUCAUCAAGUUCCUGCCAGGGAUCUCCCCUAAGGCGGUGGAGCUUCCCAACAGGGUGGUCAUCUCUGCGGUCCAGUCGCUUCGCCACAUUACUGUCAGGGAUCCUCACACUGUUCAGGAUAUUGCCCUGAGUUUGUUUGUGACCAAGUCCUUGCCUGCUGAAAUCCGCAUCCACGCCGCCAUCAUCCUGUUCGAGACCAAGCCCCCGCUCCCCCUGCUGCUGACGGUCACUUCCUUCCUGCUGGAGGAGAAAGAUGCCCAAGUGGUCAGCUUUGCCUUCUCUCUGAUCAGAAGUCUGUCAAGAUCCCACACCCCAGAAAACCAUCAGCUGUCAACAGCUUGUAAUAUUGCUGUUAAAAUCCUUGAACCAAAACUUGGACGGUUCAGUUUUUACAACAGCAAGUACCUGCACUUGGACUGGUUUAGUGGUGAUCUGUUGUUGGGCACCAGCACCGAGGGCUAUAUGAUCAAAGACUCCAAUGACAAAAUACCGACUGCCCUUAUGAUCAAAGGAAAAUUCCACUUCAUCGGACGAAUUCUGCAGCUUUUAGAGCUUGGUGUGCGUGCUGAAGGACUCAAGGAGCUUUUCUCUGAGACCAACUCAGAGCUCAGGGAUAUCGACGCCACUGACUAUGCUGCAAUCAUGAAAAUUCUGUCCGAUAUGAAGUCUCUUCCGAAAGACAAGCCUCUGCUCACUCUCUACUCAAGGGCCUUCGGACAGGAAUGGUUCUUUGCUGAUUUGAACAAAGACAUUAUUCAGCAGGUCAUUAAAGCUCUGAGUCCCACCGCAGGGAAGGAGAGCCCAGCUUGGCAAAUGAUUCAAGAUCUCCAGAAGGGCAUAUCAUGGCACUGGACGAAGCCCUACAUGGUGUAUGAAACCCGCCUCAUACAAGCCACAACCCUGGGACUCCCUGUAGAAAUUAGCAAGAAUUAUCCCACAGUGACGGCCAUAACAGCAAAUGCAAAAGCCACCAUUAGCCCCCCACUGAAAGAACAUCUUGGAGAGCUUCUGUCAUCAGACAUCACUCUGGAGACUGAUGGAUUUGCUGGAGUGACAAAAGACCAUUUUAUUUUUCAUGGCAUAAACACAGAGUUCUUUCAGUGUGGCUCCGAACUGAAAAGUAAGACCCCCAUCAACAUGCCAUGGCAAUUCACACUGAAAAUGAACAUCAAACAGAGGAAAUUUGACAUAGAUUUUAAUCCCCCCAAGAAGGUCACAGAACUGUUUGCAGUAAACUUCAACGUAUAUGCAGUGUCAAGAAAUAUUGAGGAGCCAUCUUUGUCUAAGAUGACACCAAUGAUGCCAAAUUCAGUAGUGACCUAUCUGCCCCCUCAUUUCCCCAAGACGCCCGAAAAUGAAUUUGAGCUGACUGAUGUUUACCACCCGCAGUCAAAGGCUUGUUUAGAGUCGAGCCUCUACGGAACUGCACUCUGCGUGGAAACGGAGAUCAAAAGAACACACUAUGCCAGUGAAUAUCCUCUCUACUAUUUCUUGGGGUACACCCAUCUAGCCAUUCAGCUGGAACCAGUAAAGACAAAGAAACCUGUUGACAAGAUCCAGAUUAAAAUCAACCCUGGGCCUAAGGACAACAUCCCAAGCCUUCGCCAGAUAAUGGAAUUGAUUCACCAGGCGUCAAAGAAUUCCACUGCAGGAGCUGAUGAUGACCAGUCCUCUGAGUCACAGGACGUGCAGGAGUCUCUGGAGGCCACUCCCGAUCCCAUGCUGGUGUUGAAGGCCCUGGCGUUGGGAACGGGUGUGAAGCCUGAAGGGUACGAAGGUGCCGUGUACUACCAGCCCACCGUCCAGAAAGACAGCGCUGAGCUCAUCGUCUCCCAGGUGGGAGAGGAGGCCAACUGGAAGAUGUGCGGAGACGCCCACCUGGACAAAGCAGAGGAGUCUGCAAAGGUUCAUUUGAGGUGGGGUGCCGAGUGCCAGUCAUAUGAUGUGGCCGCGGUAGCCACCAAGACCCAUCAGGCCGAAGCAAAACCAGCCGUUAAUGCCAAAGUCAAGUGGGGCAACUUGCCAGAAUACAUCAGAAAUGCUGCGAAAAGCAUUGAGGACUACAUUCCUGGCAUGUCUUUGCUUCUCGGGUUCUACCAAAGACGUGAAGCCAACCCUGGCCAUGAGGUUUCUGCCUCCAUUGUGAGAGAAUCGCCACAAAGCCUUGACAUUGAAGUCAAGACACCUCAGCUGACGGUCUAUCGGAAAGGAAUCUCUCUCCCAAUUCAAAUGAUGAAUUUCCAGGAAGGCAGGAACAUGACAGACACCCGGCUCAAUUAAAUGCCAAAACAGGAAUUGAAACAAAGCCAAAAGAGAAGACCAGAACUGACUCUAUUUGCAGCUGAAUAUGAGACCGUGGAUGACAUCCGAGAGCCUUUAAAUCAUCCAUGACUUCCUGGGUGAUUUGUCUUUGCCCCAGGGUAGUAGGAAGUAAAACCAUUAUGGAUCCAACAAGUAAUAAUUUUCAUAAAGCUGAAGUUGAGAGAUACACUUUAA
Sardina pilchardus (European sardine) is the source of this 4069-nucleotide messenger RNA. It is a transcript of the gene vtg3, whose product is annotated as vitellogenin 3, phosvitinless. The transcript is spliced from 28 exons. The record is from RefSeq and is a predicted model, not a curated record. Gene Ontology annotation, biological process: lipid transport; response to estradiol; cellular response to estrogen stimulus. The coding region runs from base 89 to 3853 and encodes 1254 amino acids. Gene Ontology annotation, molecular function: lipid carrier activity. Lineage: Eukaryota; Metazoa; Chordata; Actinopteri; Clupeiformes; Clupeidae.